Aspergillus uvarum CBS 121591 is the source of this 1380-nucleotide messenger RNA. RefSeq names its product putative PKS-like enzyme. The transcript is spliced from 8 exons. The record is from RefSeq and is a predicted model, not a curated record. NCBI's taxonomy places the organism in Eukaryota, Fungi, Ascomycota, Eurotiomycetes, Eurotiales, Aspergillaceae. Gene Ontology annotation, biological process: fatty acid biosynthetic process; secondary metabolite biosynthetic process. Bases 1 to 1380 code for a protein of 459 amino acids. Gene Ontology annotation, molecular function: fatty acid synthase activity.
AUGGGUGCGACACGCCCAGUCGAAAAUGUUGACGACAGCUGUUUCCCUGCCCCGGUCCCUAUCGCAAUCGUAGGGAUGGCGAUGAGGCUACCGGGAGGAGUGACCAACGCAAGUGACUUCUGGGAACUGUUGAUAAACAAAAGAGAUGGCCUUUGCCGGGUACCCGGGGAUCGGUACAAUAUCGACGCCUUUUACCAUUAUAUCGCUCACAUGGACACCGGUUUCUUCGUCAUGUCCAAGGUAGAGGCCUCCAAAUUGGAUUCCCAGCAGAUAUUGCUACUGGAGGUGAUGUGGGAGUUUAUGGAGAACGCGGACUGGCUAGACUUAGCCAGCAAAGACACUCUGGCCAUUGACCGUUACCGCGUGAUGGAAACGGGGGACUACGCGCUUGCCAACAAUGUCUCCUACCAAUAUGACCUGAGGGGUCCCAGCGUUGUCUUUCGGACGGGCUGUUCAUCUUCCAUAGUCGCCCUUCAUGAAGCCCUAAUCAUGACACCCACAAUGUCAAUCACGACCUCCGUCAACAUGGCGCUGUCUCCCAGUGGAACGUGCAGAACCCUCGACGAGAACGCGGACGGUUACGGCCGAGGAGAGGCUAUCAAUGCCAUUUCCAUCAAGCGUCUCGAUGCGGCCUGCGGGACAGCGAUCCCAUCCGAUAUCGACCGGACCGCCUUUUUUGAAUGUCACGGCACAGGCACUGCAGUGGGAGACGUGGCGGAGACUUCAGUGGUUGCCGAGAUCUUCGGCAAAGACGGCACUUAUAUAGACGCGGUCAAGCCCGACGUUGGCCACUCGGAAGGGGCCUCUGGCAUUACGAGUAUCAUCAAAUGUGCCCUCGCUUUAGAGAAAAGGACUAUAUCCCCGAAUGUGUUCUUCGAUAAGCCCAAUUCGAAAAUUCCCUUUGAACAGGCUAAAUUAAUGGUGCCGGUUGUUAUCGACUCUGCCGCCUCGAUCUGUGGCGAACGAAGCGAGAUCGAGACGAAUGCGAGCCUGAGAAGCGGAAUGGCUCACCUAUUAUUAUACUCCGCCAAGAGUCCCAAAUCACUGGAUGGAAACAUCCGAAAUGCCAGUGAAUACUUGGAAGCUCACCCGGCGGUAAGUGGUAAGAUGGCUUACACUUUGAGGUUCCACAGAAAGCAGCUACCCCAUUGGGCCUUUUCGAUAGUCGGUGCGGAUGGAGCUCUGACCACAGUCGCUCGGUCUCGAGUUCGCCAGUCGGGAGGUUGUGUUCAGCUUCAGCGUUCAAGGGGCCCAGUGGCCUGGAAUGGUAGAGAGCUUCUGCGGGGAUCACCCCGGUUCCAAGCAGACAUACGUGCCCUCGAUCAGCACUUGCAGCACCUUCAAGAUGCACCCGAGUGGUCUAUCGAAGGUAUACUAUAA